This is a messenger RNA of Melitaea cinxia (Glanville fritillary), 1052 nucleotides long. RefSeq names its product achaete-scute complex protein T3-like. Bases 1 to 717 code for a protein of 238 amino acids. Gene Ontology annotation, biological process: regulation of transcription by RNA polymerase II. Gene Ontology annotation, molecular function: RNA polymerase II transcription regulatory region sequence-specific DNA binding; DNA-binding transcription factor activity, RNA polymerase II-specific; protein dimerization activity. Lineage: Eukaryota; Metazoa; Arthropoda; Insecta; Lepidoptera; Nymphalidae. The record is from RefSeq and is a predicted model, not a curated record. The transcript has 2 exons. Gene Ontology annotation, cellular component: RNA polymerase II transcription regulator complex.
AUGUUACAAGAAAUACAAUUAGUUCAAGGUCAAACCAACUAUGUGGUCGUCUCAUCCGGCUACCCAUCCGCGACUGUAACAAAACCAUCGUUGGAAAAAAGGAUUGUUCCGAUUGCACCAGCCCCAGAAAAAAAUUAUGUCACUCACGAUACACCGCCUAAUCUACAGUAUAGAAAGAAAGUACAUUUUAGAACGAAUCCCUAUACUGGACCUCAGGCUGCGUCGAUUGCGAGGCGCAAUGCCCGUGAACGUAAUCGUGUAAAACAAGUAAACGAUGGAUUCAAUGCCCUACGUCGUCACCUACCGGCUUCAGUGGUCGCCGCUUUGUCGGGUGGUGCUAGACGAGGAUCUGGAAAAAAACUGAGCAAAGUCGAUACGUUACGAAUGGUCGUCGAAUAUAUUAGAUAUUUACAGCAAUUACUAGAUGAGAGUGAUGCUGCUUUAGGGAUAACUCGUGAUCAAGAAAAUAGAGAAAAUAUUCCUAGCAGUAACUCACAAAAUAUAAAUUCUAUAGCAGAUAUGGAUGAUGGUUUCUUCUAUGGAAGCAGUUCUCCCUGUUCCGAGAAGGCGGAUUCCCCUGCACCUUCAGAAUGCUCUUCUGGGGUGUCAUCUGCGUAUUCCGCUGUUGAUCGAUAUGAAGUUUCAACGCAACAAACCUUAGGCCCUAUGGAUGAGGAUGAGCUCCUCGAUGUGAUAUCCUGGUGGCAGCAGAAAUAACUAUAAUGUAACUGACAAGUUGAAAGAAGUUUUGACGAAUCCCUCCGAGUUACUGUAUUACACUUAAUAGUGAAGACGAAAAGACUCUUUAUAUUUCUAGUCAAAUGUUAGUGCCUUAAAAUUAAAUUAUAAGUUAUAGUAGUAAGUAAAGUUAAGUGUUCAACGAAACUCUAGAAAAGUGAAUAAUCGAAUUAAUUUUCAUAAACAUUUUGGAAUUUCAUCGAUUGAAACUUUUGACCAUAAGUGAACAUUUGAGGUCUUGUUAUAUGAUUAUAAUAGAGCCUACAUGUAAACACGUAGAUCUAGUAAUCGAAUAAAUUAUUUAUUGAACAGUG